UCCCAUGCAUGCAUCGGAAUGGUAAGAAGAGAAUGCGCAUGGAUGCCCCGGAUACGAUGUGGAGCAGUUGAAGUUGAUGAAGAAACUAUUGGCCACAAAGCGUCCACAUUUAAACGUGUGUCUCGUAAAUUAAAGUGCAAAUAGGUCUCCACUGAGUCUUUGCUUUGUUGGGGGCAGACCAGACUCACUGACUGAUGGAAAUAGAGAAGAGGAAAAAGGGGAAAUCUCUUCGCUCAAGCAGAAGCACCACGAACUGGCGGGGCAACAUUUAACGUCUUUUUUUCCGGGUGAUAUGUAGGGCUUUUUUUCUAUUCUUUUAUUUUGUUUUUUGUUUGUUUGUUUGUUUGUUUUCGUUGAUCGGUGGACUAUGUAGUUAGUGUUUGCACUUGCGAGUAGUAUGCUAUUGACUCCGAUAUGUCUAAUGUGACGCCGAGUAAAAGCGUGGAAUGGCUGCAACUCGAGUUAGAGUCCGGGGGCACUUCUCUCCUCCUGCUGGACUGCCGUUCACAUGAGCUUUAUGAAUCAUCCCAUAUAGAGACCGCCAUAAACCUGGCCAUUCCGGGGCUGAUGCUCCGGAGGUUCAGAAAGGGAAACAUACCUAUCCGGGCUAUCAUUCCCAACCACGAGGAUAAGGAGAAGUUCAUGAGACGGUGCAAGACGGACACGGUCCUUCUGUACGAUGAGUGCUCCGUGGGCUGGCAGGACAGCGGGACUCCGACGUCGGUUCUGGGUCUGCUUCUUCAGAAACUGUGGGAAGACGGCUGUACAGCGUAUUAUCUGGAAGGUGGGUUUGUAAAGUUCCACACGGAGUACCCAGAGCACUGUGAGACCCUCUUGGACAGCUCCUGUCCCAGCUCCUCACCACCAGUGUCUGUUCUGGGCUUCGGAAAUCUCAGAAUCAGCUCCGAUUGUUCCGACGGGGAGUCUGAUCGCGAGCCUACCAGUGCCACAGAGUCCGAGGAGAGCCCCAUUCCGAGUAAUCAGCCUGCCUUCCCUGUCCAAAUCCUACCCUACCUUUAUCUGGGCUGUGCCAAAGACUCCACUAACCUAGAUGUGCUGGGCCAGUACAACAUCAAGUACAUCUUGAAUGUCACACCCAAUCUCCCCAACAUGUUUGAGCAUGAUGGACACUUCAGGUACAAACAGAUCCCCAUUUCGGACCACUGGAGUCAGAACCUGUCCCAGUUCUUUCCAGAGGCAAUAUCAUUUAUAGACGAGGCUAGGUCAAAGCAAUGUGGCAUCCUGGUCCACUGCCUGGCCGGCAUCAGCCGCUCAGUCACCGUCACUGUGGCCUACCUGAUGCAGAGACUCCACCUCUCUCUGAAUGAUGCUUACGACUUUGUCAAGAGGAAGAAGUCUAACAUUUCGCCAAACUUCAACUUCAUGGGUCAGCUCUUGGACUUUGAGAGAACUCUGGGGCUGCACAGUCCCUGUGACAACUGUUCUACCAACCAGGAGCAGCUCUUUUUCACCACACCAACCAAUCACAAUGUCUUUCAGCUAGAUACGCUGGAGUCGACAUGAGAUGUGAUAGAACAGCCUUUUUUUGGUGGUUUCCUGAGGUGACUCUGAGGUUUCUGAGCCUUUCAGAUGGCUGAUAUUUAUAGUACGUCAGUUACAGUUUUUCUGCACCAAAAGGAACUACUCCUAUAUGCAGAAAACAUACUCUGUUAGAUCCAGUCUCAAUGCCUUAAUAUCUAACACAGUGAUGACUUUUGGUAUGUGACAUACAUGGUAUUAAUGAAUGGUCAUGUACAGCCAUAAUAACAGGACAUUUCUCUAGCAUUGCUCUUUGACUGUUAUUUGCUAUUCACCAGCUGUACAAUGGAUGUUCCUGUAUUUGUAUCAGUCGUCAAUAUUGCCUUGAUGGUCUAAAAAAAAGUCUUUGGCCAAUUAGAAUGUUUUCUUUGAACCGAUAUGAGAUAUUUUGGGGGGUUACCUAAGCUGAUGGGGGGGGGAAAUGGCUACUGCGGCAAUCCCACCUUGAAUUACUGUCCAGUUUUUCUUAUAUAAGUAUUUAAAUACAUUAUAAAUAUUUUCUUCUUCCACUUUCACAAAUUUCUGCUAAACAUUAUUAGACUUUACACGUAAGUUCUGGCAGCCUGUUCUGUGUAUAUAUAUAUUUUAACUGUGAUAUUUUUUAUCGCAAAAUAUCAAAGUUUGAAUAUGUUAUCCUUCAAAAACGCUCCCUGUACGUCUUGUUGCUCAAAGCUGCAUUAUUUGCAUGGGACUUUGUUCUAUCAAGGUUUUUUCUUGUAACCUUUACAUCAUAUAACCUGUUGUUGGUGAGGCCUUGACCAUACCUUAACAUGAAAUUAUAGGUAUAACGUGUAGGAGUAUCCUUUUAGUCAGUUGAAAGGAACAAGUAUGUAAGUAUUCAGUUUAUGAACAAGUACACGUCCACCUUGUUUUUUAAUCCAACCUUCUUCAGUCUGCAGCUACUUCUGACGAAAACGUAAUGUUUCGAGAAAGAUGACGUGUAAUUAGCUGUGCUUUGUCGCCCGUCUCAUCUCAGAACAAAUGAAUGAGUUUGAUGAAUGAAAGGGCAUAAAAGGAAAUGAGAUUGACCAGUGUAUUCUUACCUCACAGUGAGACAUUUUCAGGGAUUUUUAUACAAGGCGUCUGUAUCUCAUCAUGGCCUCUUAAAGUGCUCCCAAGGGCUGUUUUGUUUGGUAUGUUUAUAAAGAUGUACAUAAAAUGUGGUUGCCAUGGGAACAUUUUUUUUUUUAAAUCAACAAGAAUAUGAAAGUGACCCUUGUUGGACCCUUAUGUAUAGUAUGUGUAAAGCUAAAUGUCCAAGACAUUCUGUAAAAGUUUAUAGUUCAAAUA
Pundamilia nyererei is the source of this 2829-nucleotide messenger RNA. RefSeq names its product dual specificity protein phosphatase 7-like. Gene Ontology annotation, cellular component: cytosol; cytoplasm. Gene Ontology annotation, biological process: negative regulation of MAPK cascade; peptidyl-tyrosine dephosphorylation. NCBI's taxonomy places the organism in Eukaryota, Metazoa, Chordata, Actinopteri, Cichliformes, Cichlidae. The transcript is spliced from 3 exons. The record is from RefSeq and is a predicted model, not a curated record. The coding region runs from base 415 to 1524 and encodes 369 amino acids. Gene Ontology annotation, molecular function: protein tyrosine/threonine phosphatase activity; MAP kinase tyrosine/serine/threonine phosphatase activity; MAP kinase tyrosine phosphatase activity.